This is a messenger RNA of Cyphellophora europaea CBS 101466, 1008 nucleotides long. RefSeq lists its product as uncharacterized. Bases 1 to 1008 code for a protein of 335 amino acids. The transcript has 2 exons. NCBI's taxonomy places the organism in Eukaryota, Fungi, Ascomycota, Eurotiomycetes, Chaetothyriales, Cyphellophoraceae. The record is from RefSeq and is a predicted model, not a curated record. Gene Ontology annotation, molecular function: oxidoreductase activity, acting on the CH-OH group of donors, NAD or NADP as acceptor.
AUGCGUGUUCUCUUGACAGGAGGCAGCGGAUUCAUCGCCGCCCACUGCGUCGACAUCCUGCUACAGAACAAGCACUCAGUUGUCUUCACUGUGCGGUCCGAUGCCAAAGGGCAAAAAAUCCUGUCCAAUCACCCAGAUGUCCCGUCGUCGCAACUCUCGUAUGUCAUUGUUGAAGACAUCGCCAAAGAGAACGCUUUCGAUGAGGCUGUCAAAUCCGAUCCGCCAUUCGAAGCAGUGCUUCAUACCGCCUCACCGUUCCAUUUCAAUGUCCAGGAUCCUAAGAAGGAUCUGCUUGACCCGGCCAUUAUCGGAACCACCGGCAUACUCAGAGCGAUCAAAGCCAAUGCGCCGAGUGUAAAACGGGUAGCGAUUACAUCUUCCUUUGCUGCUAUAAUCAACGCCAAGCAACAUCCUUCUGUUUAUAACGAGUCCUCCUGGAACCCAGUCACCGAGGACGAAGCGCUACACACCGACGCGGGCACCGCCUAUCGCGGCAGUAAGACUCUCGCCGAGCGAGCCGCCUGGGAUUUUGUUGAGAAGGAGAAGCCCAACUUCACGCUCACGACACUCUGUCCGCCACUUGUGCUCGGCCCGGUGGUUCACUAUCUUGCCGAUCUCUCCAGUCUCAACACCUCCAACGAGAUCGUGCGCGAUAUGGUGACGGGUAAGUUCCGCGACAGCGGGCUCCCCACCACUCGUGUGGUCAUCUUCGUCGAUGUGCGGGAUUUGGCACUCGCGCACGUGCGGGCUAUCGAGCGCGAGGAGGCGCAGGGCAAGCGCUUCUUUGUGACGGCGGGCUUCUAUCGGAAUAACGAUGUGGCGGAUGCGAUCAAGAAAGAGUUUCCGGAGUUGGCCGAGAAGCUGCCGGAAAAGUACGAGGCGGAUCCAAAGGAAUUUCCAUUCAAGAUCGAUAAUAGCAGAGCAAAGGAGGUGCUGGGCUUGGAGUAUCGGAGCUUGGAGACGAGCGUGACCGAUUUAGUGAGAAGCCUACAGAAAAUGGGCGUUUAG